Messenger RNA from Papaver somniferum (opium poppy), 1500 nucleotides. Its product is annotated as disease resistance protein RPS5-like. The record is from RefSeq and is a predicted model, not a curated record. Gene Ontology annotation, biological process: defense response to other organism. NCBI's taxonomy places the organism in Eukaryota, Viridiplantae, Streptophyta, Magnoliopsida, Ranunculales, Papaveraceae. The coding region runs from base 1 to 1500 and encodes 499 amino acids. The transcript is spliced from 2 exons.
AUGUAUGAGAUAUUAUUCACAGUAGGAGUUCAAGGUACCAUCUUGAUUCAGCUUCUUUCAAGAACUACUGUGACUUUGCUGGAAGGAUAUACGUCUCUCAACAUUGAGAUAUCUUCCAGUACUUAUCAGAAACUAUGUGGUGAUAAAUAUUUUUUUUUUUCAGAUAUGGAGGAUGAAGUAUUACGUAAACUGAAAUUAAGCUACGAUUACUUAAGAAAUGGAAAACUGAAGUCAUGUUUCUUAUAUUGCUCGUUAUACCCAGAAGACUAUCCCAUUAAGAUAGAAGAAUUAAUAGAUGUUUGGAUAGGAGAAGGUUUCUUAAAUGAAGUUUGUGAUCGCCUUGAAGGACGUGAUGUAAUCGAAUGUCUUAAAAGUGCAUGUUUGCUAGAAAGCUGUGUAAUCGAGGAAUAUGGGCUAGUGGAACACGGGGUAAAAAUGCAUGAUGUUAUCCGUGAGUUGGCAAUUUGGUUAGCCUCCUCAGGUCUUGGAGAGAUAAAUCUGAAGGAUUCCAUUCAAGAACAACAAGACCUCCAUAAAUGGGAGUUCGAUGAGCGGAUAUCUCUAACAGGAUCCAAAGCUGUGUCAAAACUAACUGGAGCUCCAAAAUGCAGAAAUCUUUUAACUUUGUUGCUCCGAGGAAGUGAGAUUCGAACUCUGUCUGAUGAAUUUUUUCAAUACAUGCCCCGGCUUAAAGUUUUAAGCAUGCCUCAACAUCUGGAAAUCGACAAUCUCCCAGCAAGUAUUUCUUCAUUGUCUGGACUACAGUAUCUCAACUUAGCAAAGACGUCAUUUAGUUCUAAUGCUACUCUGAAACCAGGUACUUUUGAUUCUCUUGUAAGUUUGAAGACGUUGGACUUAUAUUUUUCGAAUCUAAGAAACUGGGAAAAAAGAGGUGGGCCAAGCCUGGAUGAAUUAGAAAGGUUAGAAAAUCUGAAGUCUCUGGGACUCACUAUAGAAAGCAAUGUUGCUCUGAAAAAGUUAGUAACUACUGUCAAAUUGCAAAUGUGCACCAAAAAGUUGAUGGUCGAAAUAGAAAGAGGCACAUCUUCCAUCUCGCUGUCACCAUCCUCACCACUGUCGCCAACAUCGGUUAGUCUUGCUAACAUGGCUAGUUUAAAGAUACUUCAUCUUCGAGGAUGUAGUGGGUUGAGAGAACUAAAAAUCCCAAGUACAAGUAGCGUUUGUGCGGAGGAUAAAGUUACUUUGUGCACGUCCUUGGAGGUAUUACUAAUUCAACUUGUGGCACAAUUAGACAUAGUGUGUGAUAUGCUUCAACAAUCGUCGUGCUUUGUAAACUUUAAACAUGUAAGAAUCAUGGGUUGUCACGAAUUGAAGGACGUAUCAUGGCUGAUAUAUGCUCAGAAUCUUGAGAUCCUUGAUAUGGGUUAUCAGAAUAUAUUAGAAGAAAUAAUAUCCUACAGGUUUCCAGGGGUAACCGACUGUGAUAUUACCUUUCGAAGACUACCGACGAUGAAACUGUAUGAGUUAGGAAAUCUAUAA